Ahaetulla prasina is the source of this 1771-nucleotide messenger RNA. It is a transcript of the gene ALDOB, whose product is annotated as aldolase, fructose-bisphosphate B. NCBI's taxonomy places the organism in Eukaryota, Metazoa, Chordata, Lepidosauria, Squamata, Colubridae. Gene Ontology annotation, cellular component: cytosol. Gene Ontology annotation, biological process: fructose 1,6-bisphosphate metabolic process; glycolytic process. The transcript is spliced from 9 exons. The record is from RefSeq and is a predicted model, not a curated record. The coding region runs from base 172 to 1266 and encodes 364 amino acids. Gene Ontology annotation, molecular function: fructose-bisphosphate aldolase activity; fructose-1-phosphate aldolase activity.
GAAGUGGAGGAAGAGGGAAAGAAAAUUCGGGGAAGAGUUAACUAGCAGUUAACUUGCCUGAAAGGUAUAAAAAGUUUCCACGCGGCAGAAUUCGCCCCGUUUGGCUGAAGCCACCUCAUCCAUUCACAAGAGCUUCUGGGAGAGGCGGUGAAGAUCCACCGAAACGCCAUCAUGACCCACCAAUUUCCAACCCUCUCUCCGGAGCAGAAAAAGGCACUCUCUGACACAGCUCAGCGGAUUGUAGCUACUGGCAAAGGGAUCCUAGCUGCAGAUGAAUCUGUAGGGACAAUGGGUAACAGGCUGCAACGUAUCAACGUGGAGAAUACGGAAGAAAAUCGGCGUCAGUUCCGUGAUAUUCUCUUCUCUUCUGACCCAUCCAUCAACCAACAGAUUGGGGGAGUUAUUUUCUUCCAUGAGACUCUCUAUCAGAAGGACAACACUGGAAAACUCUUCCCAGCUGUCAUUAAGGACAAGGGCAUAGUGGUUGGAAUCAAGCUGGAUAAAGGCACAGCUCCAUUGGCAGGAACUAACAAUGAAACCAGCAUUCAAGGUCUGGAUGGGCUUGCUGAGCGGUGUGCCCAGUAUAAGAAAGAUGGAGCAGAUUUUGGCAAGUGGCGUGCUGUGCUGAAAAUUACACAUACAACUCCUUCUACCCUUGCCAUCCAGGAGAAUGCCAAUACAUUGGCACGCUAUGCUAGCAUUUGCCAACAGCAUGGCUUAGUUCCUAUUGUGGAACCUGAAAUCCUGCCUGAUGGAGACCAUGAUCUGCAGCGAUGUCAGUAUGUGACUGAAAAGGUGCUGGCUGCUGUUUAUAAGGCCUUGAAUGACCACCAUGUUUAUUUGGAAGGGACACUUCUGAAGCCCAACAUGGUGACAGCUGGACAAGCUUGUCCCAAGAAAUAUACCCCACAAGAUGUGGCCAUGGCAACAGUUACAGCUCUCCUUCGGACAGUCCCAGCAGCUGUUCCAGGAAUUUGCUUCCUUUCUGGGGGCCAAAGUGAAGAGGAGGCCUCCAUUAAUCUCAAUGCUAUCAAUCUGUGCCCACUGCCCAAACCUUGGAAACUGACUUUCUCAUAUGGACGAGCUCUUCAGGCAUCAGCACUGGCUGCCUGGUCUGGCAAGCCUGGGAAUAAGAAGGCUGCCCAAGAGGCCUUCAUGAAACGGGCAAAGAUUAAUGGCUUAUCUUGCAAAGGCCAGUAUGUCACAUCUGAAAAGAGCAGUGGAGCAGCCACCCAAUCACUGUUUAGUCCCAGUUACACAUAUUAGUGUUAACAACCAAAACAACCAACCUCAGAGAGCACCAAGGACCCCUCAUUUCAAUCCUGAGCUACAAAUAUUCUCCUUUAUUGACAUAUUAGUUCAUAAAGCAUGGCAGUUCAGUCACCCUCUCCUACAGUUGACAAAAGGCCAAAAGAGAAACCAUCCCACAGUAUAUAUUCCUAAUAGGAAGAACAAAUGGAUGAAUUGCAAUGAAAGCCAUUAUGGUACUUUAUAAAUCCUUUGACACCAUGCAAAUUACUUUAAAUACAGUCAUAAGGAGCCGGGCAGAUUUUAAGAAUUUAAUCUGUCAUUCAUUGGACCGCUGCCUUUUUUUAUGACUCCCUCCCUGUCCUGUUAUUAUCCAAGGGGAAAAAUAAGAAUAAAAUGCCCAUGUGCAGAGAACAAUGUGAAGAACACCAAGAAAGAAGAAGCAGAGAGUGCCUUUUCCAGUCUAUAAACUCUGAGCAAAUGUCUUACUACUGUGAAAAGAUUAAAUGGCUGUGAAACUUUG